AAACUAAAACAAACAUAAACAAGCUCAUAACAUAUUCUUUCACUAACUAUUGCUUGCUAAAAAUCCUGCGUAUAUUGCCUUUGUGCUCCGCCAAUAUCAUUAGAAGGAUGAAGGGGACAAUUUCAGAUGAGAUAGAAGUGAAUGUGCCUGCAAAUGUAGCAUGGGAACUCUAUGGCACAUUGCAUCUAUCUAGGUUCAUUGUGCAAGAGUUGCCUACUCUUCUUAACAAAGUUGAUGUAAUUGAAGGUGAUGGUAGUACUGGAACAGUCCUCAAAAUCACUUUUCCUGAAGGUACUCCAGGAGUACCUUAUUUCAAGGAGAGAUUCAACAUAGUGGAUGAUGAGAAAAGAUACAAGCAAUCACAGGUGAUUGAAGGUGGAUAUGUUGAUCUUGGCUAUACUUUUUAUGGAAUAAGGUUUGAGGUGAAUGAGAAGGAUGAAAAUUCAUGCAUUACAAAGUUUACAGUGAGUUAUGAAGUGGAAGAUGUGAAGCUUGCAAGUCAUGCAUUCACAAUGGUUGAGCCAUUGCAGACUGUUAUCAGAUCCGCCAAGACUUAUUUGACAAACAAAACAUAUAAUUGAGUCCCUCAAGUCAUAUCAUUUUAAUUGAGAAGACCAAAUUUCUAUUUUUUAUUUCCAUCAAAUUCAACAGUACUUCAGCUGGCUAGACUAAAGAAAGCUACAUUUAUGCAAUGCAAAAAUAACAUUAUCAUCUUCUUGUUA
Lycium ferocissimum is the source of this 722-nucleotide messenger RNA. Its product is annotated as norbelladine synthase-like. The coding region runs from base 108 to 581 and encodes 157 amino acids. The record is from RefSeq and is a predicted model, not a curated record. Gene Ontology annotation, biological process: abscisic acid-activated signaling pathway; defense response. Gene Ontology annotation, molecular function: protein phosphatase inhibitor activity; signaling receptor activity; abscisic acid binding. The transcript has 2 exons. Lineage: Eukaryota; Viridiplantae; Streptophyta; Magnoliopsida; Solanales; Solanaceae. Gene Ontology annotation, cellular component: cytoplasm; nucleus.